Molecule: messenger RNA, 1263 nt
Organism: Maylandia zebra (zebra mbuna)
Lineage: Eukaryota; Metazoa; Chordata; Actinopteri; Cichliformes; Cichlidae
Source: RefSeq, a predicted model, not a curated record
AUGGCUUCCAGAUCAGAGGAGGAUCUGUGCUGUCCGAUCUGUCGCGACAUCUUCAGAGAUCCCGUUCUUCUGUCGUGCAGCCACAGCUUCUGUAAAGACUGUCUGAGGAGAUGGUGGAGAGAGAAGCCAACACAGGAGUGUCCGAUGUGUCAGAAAAGAUCUUCGAGGGUGGAUCCACCGGUUAGUCUGGUGCUGAAGAACCUGUGUGAGUCGUUUGUAGAGAGGAGAGAUCAGAGAGCUUCAGAGGAUCUCUGCAGUCUGCACUCUGACAACGAGCAGACGAAGCACAGCGACCACACGUUCAAGCCCAUCGAUAAAGCUGCACAACAACACAAGAAUGACCUUCAGGAAACUGUGGAAGCUUUAAAGCAGAAGUUAAAGGUCUGUGAAGAAGUCCAGGUGAACUUUGAUCAAACAGCAGGACACAUUAAGGCCCAGGCCCGACGCACAGAGAGGAAGAUUAGGGAGCAGUUUAAGAAGCUUCACCAGUUUCUAGCAGAGGAAGAGGAGGCCAGGCUGACCGUGCUGUGGGAGGAAGAGGAGCAGAAGAAGGAGGAGCUGAGAGCUGAAGACGUCUCAUUCCUGCACAACUACAAGGCUGUGGUGGAAAGAGCCCAGCGCUGCCCCCUGCUGGAUGAUCCACAGCUGCCCCCGGGAGCUCUGAUAGACCAGGCCAAACACCUGGGCAACCUGACCUUCAGCAUCUGGAACAACAUGAAGUAUAUGGUCUCCUACACUCCUCUGAUCCUGAACCCAAACACUGCAAACCCUGAACUGACCCUGUCCGAGGAUCUGAGCAGCGUGAGGGUGGGUGGGCUGCAGCAGCUCCCCGAUAAUCCAGAGAGGUUUGAUCAUCUCUGCUUCGUCCUGAGCUCUCAGGGCUUCACCUCAGGGGCCCACAGCUGGGUGGUGGAGGUUGGAGACUGCGGACACUGGGGACUGGGCGUGUUAGCGGAGUCCGUCCGGAGGAAGGGACCCAUACGCUCUGGAUUUGGUGGAAUAGGAUUCAAUCAAGGUGAAUACUCAGCUCGCUCAGGAUCUGCUGCCCCCACCGUCCUGCAGCUGCAGAAGAAGCUCCAGAGGAUCCGAGCGAGUCUGGACUGGGACGGAGGACAGCUGUCGUUCUCUGACGCUGACACUGACACACACAUACACACCUUCACACACACUUUCACGGACAGGAUGUUUCCCUUCAUCAGCAUCGGGGAUAAAGUCCCAGUGAAGACUCUGCCCGUGAAGCUGUCGGUGGAUCGGAGCUAUUAA